AUUUUUUGUAAAAGAAAAAAAAAAGUUUGAGUCGGUUUUUUCCUUCAUCUCUGCUUAUAACCCAGAGAGAGAGAGUGAGUUGUGAAUGGGGAAAUGAAGGCAAUUUUGCGGCAGUGCGCAACCGGAAAACCCAAACAGAUAAUAAAAAAUGUGAAGUCAAUAAAGGAAGAACAUGGUCAGCUCAUUAGAAUGUAUCUCCACAGAAAUCCCUUUAAGAUGUCUUCCAUUAUUAAGUCCUAUGCUUUAUCGUCCUCUCAUCUUCAUCAAGCCUAUUUGGCUUUCACUCAAAUCCAACAACCUACGCUUUUAAUUUUUAACUAUUUGAUUCGCGGCUCAUCUCUCAGUGAUAACCCAUACGAAGCCAUUCUUAUGUAUACUCAUCUCAUGUAUAAUAGUCGAGGAUUACUCGGUGAUAAUCUGACGUUUAUAUUUCUGUUCAGGGCAUGUUCUCGUGUUCACAAUCUUCUACUUGCUCAGGUCUUCCAUCUCCAGGUUUUGAAAUUGGGGUUUGGAUCUUAUCUUUAUGUGGCAAACUCUUUGAUAACCAUGUAUGCCUCUUUUCGUGAACUAGAAUGUGCCCACAAGGUGUUUGAUGAAAUACCUGAUAGAGACUUGGUUUCUUGGAAUUCCUUGAUCUGUGGUUACAGUUGGUGCAAUAAAUUUAAAGAGGUUUUGGGUUUGUUUCAUUCAAUGCAGGAAGCAGAUGUGAUCCCUGAUUCGGUUACAAUGGUGAAACUUGUAUUAGCUUGUAAUUUCUUGGGUGAUGAUGCUAUUGUGGAUUCCGUAGUUAAAUACAUGGAAGAAAAUCAUGUGCAUAUUGAUACUUAUUUAGGAAACACGCUGAUAGAUAUGUAUGGCGGGCGUGGAUUGGUGGAUUUAGCUCAGACUGUUUUUGAUGGUAUGCAAGAAAAGAAUAUUGUCUCGUGGAAUGCAAUGAUAACGGGGUAUGCAAAAGCGGGGAAUCUAGUUGCGGCUAACAAACUUUUCAAUGACAUGCCAUCAAAGAAUGUUAUUUCAUGGACUUCUAUGAUAUCGGGCUAUGUUCAAGCCAACCGAUGUUCUGAUGCAGUGAAGCUUUUUCAAGAAAUGAUGGAUGCUAAUGUGAGACCGGAUGAGGUUACAAUAGCUACUGUACUUUCUGCUUGUUCUCGCUUGGGUUCACUUGAUUUUGGACAGGCUGUCCAUGAAUAUAUUUGUAGGCACGGUGUAAAAGCAGAUGUUUAUGUAGGGAAUACUUUAAUAUAUAUGUACUGCAAAUGUGGGGCUGUUGACAAAGCAUUGGAGGUGUUCCAUGAGAUGAAAAUGAAGGAUGGUGUCUCCUGGACAUCAGUCAUCUUGGGCCUUGCUGUGAACGGGUUUGUUGAUAAUUCGAUUGAGUUAUUCUCACUGAUGUUAAAAAAUGGUGUUCAGCCAACCCAUGGAAGCUUCCUGGGGGUAUUACUAGCUUGUACUCAUGCUGGAUUGGUGAAUCAAGGACUGGAAUACUUUGAAAAUAUGGAAAAAGUUUAUGGAGUAAAGCCAGAAAUGAAGCAUUACGGUUGUGUUGUGGAUCUCUUGAGCCGUUCUGGCAACUUAGACAAGGCCUAUAAGUUCAUAAAAGAAAUGCCUGUCGCUCCAGAUGUUGUAGUAUGGAGGAUAUUGCUAAGUGCAUGCAAGCUUCAUGGAAAUCUGGUCCUAGCUGAGAUUGCUACAAACAAGCUUCUCAAAUUGGACCCUUCUAAUAGUGGGAACUAUGUUCUACUGUCAAAUACUUAUGCUGGUUCUGAUAGAUGGAAUGAGGCUUCAAAGAUGAGAGAAUUAAUGGUGGAAGGAGAUGUGUCAAAGCCUUCUGGUUGGAGCUCUAUUGAGAUAAAUGGGCCUACAACAAAUAAGUCUCAAUGCCCUUUUCAAUAGCUUAUUAAUGCAUCUAUUUUUGCGUCAGUUAUCUGAUACAUAAUGAAGAAAGCUAAGAGUUUACAGAUUAAAGAUGACCUUUAUGGCAUUUCCACCCCCAGCACUAGUUUCAAAUGCUUUUUCUACAUCCUCUUGUGAGAAGCUAAACCUGUGCGUUAUCAAUGGCUUUACAUCAAUCUUCCCAGUCCUCAAAAAUUUAAUGCAGAGAGGUCAUGUGUUUCUAUAGCGAAAUAUCCCAAUAACAUCAACCUCCCUGUGAUCAACAACAGCCAUAUCAACUUACGUUGCUAGCACUUGUGGUAAACUACCUGCAAUCACAUCCUGCUUAAAGUUCUUCCGGAUAGUUUUAAGGUCAGGGUAAGACCCGAACUCAAGUCAAAAUAUGAUUGUUGCGACAUCAAAUGGAUGCAAUUGAAACAAGGAGAGGAAUUAGUGUGAAAUUUAGAAUUACCUAGCGGCAGCAGGCGUAAGGGGGAGACUCGUCUCACUUAAGGCUAGUCAAAUUAGGCAAAACCUGGACUGGACGUGUGGCAUUCAGAGCUGCAGACAUGGCUUUGUUAUAGCGCAGUCCAAGCUCACAUCAAUGCCUGAUCCCAUAGAAUUUUGUAUCUUUAUUUCUUGACCUACAUCCUGCAAGAGAUUUCACUAAUUUAAAACGAUGGUUCUAGUAAAUGAAAGGGAAAACGGGUAACCUCGACAUUUGUUGAGACUCUAAAGAUCUCAUCUGCACCAAGAUUUGGCAAUGGAUAAACCGCGGUCAUUAACAUCGACAAUCACAACUCUAGGAGUACCAAAAGCACGAGCAGCCAACGCAUGGACACCUAUGCUGAGAGGCUCACGCAUUUUUUCCUUCCUCCAAACUCACAUUUUCUGGUAGUUUGAGGCAUAGAUUUGCCGGAUGCACUACCUGAUUCGAGCAAUAAAUCGUCAAUUUAUGGUCUUUAGCACCUAACUGACACGAACAGACGAACAACUGCUACAUAAUUGCUGACCUUAUUGGCAAGAGCGCCAUUAGUUGGUGAGGAUCCAAAGAACUUCAUUUGAGGACAUAAAGAAAUUUCAUCGUCGGCAGCUGAUUCCAGGUUCCAAUGCCACACGGUCUCCUACUGCUAGAGACUUCACUCCCAAGUGAUUUUUUAUUUAAUUUAGUCUGAUAAUUGAGAGAGCCUUUAUCUGUACUACCAUAUAUAUCAAGAGCCUUUAUCUAUCCAAUUUUUGCGUUUUCUUGUC
Mercurialis annua (annual mercury) is the source of this 3123-nucleotide messenger RNA. RefSeq names its product pentatricopeptide repeat-containing protein At2g22410, mitochondrial-like. Gene Ontology annotation, molecular function: RNA binding; protein binding. Lineage: Eukaryota; Viridiplantae; Streptophyta; Magnoliopsida; Malpighiales; Euphorbiaceae. Gene Ontology annotation, biological process: RNA modification. Bases 94 to 1893 code for a protein of 599 amino acids. The transcript has a single exon. The record is from RefSeq and is a predicted model, not a curated record.